Salmo salar (Atlantic salmon) is the source of this 3556-nucleotide messenger RNA. Lineage: Eukaryota; Metazoa; Chordata; Actinopteri; Salmoniformes; Salmonidae. The record is from RefSeq and is a predicted model, not a curated record.
AAAGCACAUGGUGGAUGUGCCAAAAUGUGCAAAAUAAAACAGUCGAUAAAACUACAUUUGAACUUGACAUAGGGUAUGUUAAAAUGCCUUAAACAUAGACAAUAUACAGUAAAUCACCAGCACUAGCUGUCACACAGCAGCAGGCACCCCAAACCAAUAAAACAUGAGACUUAACCAUGCCAGUUUUAACUGGGGAGUGUCAAGAGCCAUUUCCCAAUACGCUGUUAUGUAACUGUGUGUGGUUGUGUGUGCGCGUGUGUUGGACUGGCCUGUCACCCACUCUCAGCUUUGGACCGUGGCAGUGUUUAUACUUGAGCCUGGAGAACAGACCCCCAAAAGCAGGAAGUGCCUCAGCUGCCACAACACCACUGAGACUCUCCAGGGCAGGAGUGCAACUGCCUACGCUGCGGGUGAGUAGUCUAGCACAAUAUGGCUUCCAUUAAUGCAUGAAAUCUGGCCAAGGGAAGGACGAAAUGGAGGCGGAUCAUUGCGGUCAUUUCACUAAAGAGGAUUAAGUAUGUGAGAACAUAAAAACAGUUGAACGGUUCGAUAAGAGGGGAUAUGUUUAUACUGUACAGGAGUCAUUUACCUUAGCACGGCAGUAACUGAUUAUGUGAUGAGUGUUCACAAAAUGGUGUUCACAAAAUUGCCACAGUGCAUUGCAUCACCCAGGUGGCCGCCACACACUAAAGCUGGAUGAGGUGAGUUACACAAACACAAUGUCAUAAUGUGUGUGAAGUGUUAGCUGACCGUACAGGUCAUGAAGUGUGUGAGCUAUUCACACACAUGUUCCAGGAUCAUUUACAGGAUAAACAAACGGUUAACCCUGAGUGGUUGAUUUCAUAUGACGGGUCGUGGAGGUUGGAGAGAGGGGGCCCAGGAUGGGGGGCAGACAUACGUACGCUCCUGAAGGCACGUACACACACACCUAUGGAUCUUUCUAGUCCCUCUACAACAGGAAAGGUCCUGUGCAAAGGUUCUCUUCCCCUGUAGUAGACUACUUAAACCUGUAUGAAAAAAAAACACACACACAUAGACCAGCAACACACACACACACACACACACACACACACACACACACACACACACACACACACACACACACACACACACACACACACACACACACACACACUACUAGAUCCUUUGUGGUAACCUCUACCACCAUUUCUAUAAAUCAGUUCUAUUAAACACUUAUAUUAAUAAUUUAUAUUACAGUUUUUACCAAUUGUUUACACACUACAAUUGGAACUUGAAAUGCAAUCACCGAAACCUGAAACUCAUGUACCAAAUCCCUAAACCAAGUCUGCAAAAUUGCAAGCACAAUUCCUGCUUUACACUCAGUUUUGAAUUUUAUAUCACACUUUUUGCAAAACACUACACACAGUUCUCUACAUUAGGCACAACAUUCACAAUUAAAAUCUCUUUAGUCCCUUUGGAAAGCAACGCCAAUCACAAUGCCAAGCUCUAUACACCAAUUGGCAACACCCAUCCCUGACAGGUGUAAACACUAGUAGCUGAAUUGUUCACUAAGAAAUCAGAGCUUCAGCACUAUAAAAGGCCACAGAUGAGCUCUCCUGUUUUGGAGGAAAAUGGAAGUCAAUGGUGAAGCAAGAGCUAGAGGUGAAGGAGUGAGAGUAAGAGGAGGAUGAGGAAGGACGAGGAAGGACAGUUGUCUCAGAUGAGAUCAAGGCCACAUUGGUUGGCCAUGUGCUCAACCAUGGGUUGAGUAUGAGGGAGGCUGGGCAGAGAGUUCAGCCCAACCUGAGCCGCUACACGGUUGCAUCUAUCAUCCGUACAUUCAGAAAUGACAACCGGUAAGUUACCUACCAUCUACACUAUGCUCUUUAUGUAUGUAUACUGUUGUAUACUGCAGUCCGACAUAUCAGUAGGCCUAUGUUACUCAGUGAUUGUUGGCCAAUGUUACAGUAAUGUCAUUUCAAAUUGAAAGAACAUUUUGUAUUUUUGUUUACUGCAACCAACGACAUCAUAUUUGUGGAUCUUCUGCAGAACUGAGAGACGGCCAGGCCAUGGUGGAAGACACCGUUCACACCAGAACAGGAUACUGCUAUUGUGAACAUGGUGGUGGCAAACAAUACCAUUAGACUACAAGAAAUCCAGAACCACAUAAUUGCAGACACAAUAUUCAAUAACAUUCACCAGGUGGCGUCACGACUACCCCCGAAGUCGGCUCUUCUCCUUUUUCGGGCGGCGUUCGACGGUCGACGUCACCGGCUUCCUAGCCAUCGCCGCUCCAUUUUUCAUGUAUCCAUUUGUUUUGUCUUGUUCCCUGCACACCUGGUUUUCAUUCCCCAAUCAAUCUACAUGUAUUGAUUCCUCUGAUCCACAUCAUGUCUUUGUGUAAGAUUGUUUGUGUUACGUGUGUAUUGUUGACGCGCCGGACUGGCUUGUUUUUUCCGUGUUAUUUUCACAAAGAUGUUUAUUGUUAAACAAUUCUUGUGACUGUUUUGCGCGUUUUGCACUUUUGCCUCAAUAAAGUGUGCGCCUGUUCACAAAUCUCUGCUCUCCUGCACCUGACUUCGCUACCAGUACGCACACACCUUGACAGGUGGGCUUGUCUACAUUGGACCGUGUAUUACAGCGCAACCGAAUCCGGAUGAAACAGGUCUACAGGGUGCCAUUUGAGCAAAACUCAGAGAGGGUUAAAGAACAGCGCUAUGAAUAUGUGCAAAGAGUCUUGGAGCUGGAUGCCGCUGCAAUUCAGCACGUUUAUAUUUACAUUGAUGAGGCUGGCUUCAACCUAGCCAAAAGAAGGGGAUGGAGACGGAACAUUAUUGACCACCAUGCCAUUGUGAAUGUCCCUGGACAGCAUGGAGGGAAUAUCACCAGCCAGAAAGGUGUCCUCCAUCACCAUGCCAACGUUGGUCCCUACAACACCGCCCUUCUCAUUACAUUCCUGGACACACUACAUGGCAUCCUCAUUCCAGCCGAGCAGAGGGGUGGACCAGAGCAGCCCAGGUAUGUUGUCAUCUGGGACAACGUGAGUUUCCACCGGGCUGCUCUGGUCUGCAACUGGUUCAUCGACCACCCAGAUUGUAUUGUUCUAUACCUCCCACCAUAUUCCCCAUUCCUAAACCCAAUUGAAUACUUUUUUUCGGCAUGGCGAUGGAAGGCGUAUGACCGCCAUCCCCUCACACGCGUACCUCUUCUCCAGGCAACGGAGGAUGGAUGUGGUGAAGUUGAUGUGGGGGCUUUCGGCGGCUGGAUCCGUCACUCCAGAAGAUUCUUUCCCCGAUGUUUAACCAGGGAAAACAUCGCUUGUGAUGUAGAUGAGGUGCUGGGGCCAGACCAAAAUAGGAGGCAGGAUGCAGCCUAAUGUCUUUUUUCUUACAUUUUGCAUGUGUUUUUGUCUUUUUUUUUUGUUUAGAGUUUUGAAAGAAUGAGCCACUUUCCUUUUUUAUUUUUGUACAGAAAACCCUUUAUCUUACUGAAUGUUUUUCCUGUUUUCUCCUGUUGGGUAUGGAAAGUGUUACAUACAAAACACAAGUGUUCAAAAAUAGUGCAUUUUGGAAAUAAAUGACUAUGUUUUUGUUAA